Cyprinodon variegatus (sheepshead minnow) is the source of this 8782-nucleotide messenger RNA. It is a transcript of the gene fn1a, whose product is annotated as fibronectin-like. The record is from RefSeq and is a predicted model, not a curated record. NCBI's taxonomy places the organism in Eukaryota, Metazoa, Chordata, Actinopteri, Cyprinodontiformes, Cyprinodontidae. Gene Ontology annotation, molecular function: protein binding. Bases 169 to 7659 code for a protein of 2496 amino acids. Gene Ontology annotation, cellular component: extracellular region. The transcript is spliced from 49 exons.
CCACUCAGGGGCCACAGGCUGACGGGGGAGGUUGGAGAGCUGCAGAAAGUGGAGCGCUGCUGCAUACCCCAAACUCUCCAGCGGUGGUGAAAUAAUCACAGACAGAACAUCUCACUAGGAGCACCUGUGGAUAUUGCAGCACCCGAGCGGGUUUAACUUUUCAACAAAAUGUCGGGUCACAGCGCCUUAACCAGGGUGCUGGUCGCCCUGUGCGUCGGGAGCGCAGUGCGCUGCAUGCCCCAGGAGGCGCACAAUAACCCGCAGCAGUAUCGCCCUUCCUCUGUCUCUCAAGAUGGCUGUAUAGAGAACGGUCGGUCAUAUAAUGUUAACGAGCAGUGGGAGCGCCGCUAUUUAAGCGGCACUCUGAUUUGUACCUGCAAUGGAGUUGCUGGGAUUAAGUGCAGAAGCAAACCAGAAGAGGAAAAGUGCUAUGACAAACUCGGCCAGAAGUACUACAACGUGGGAGAAACCUUUGAGAGCCCAAGGGAUGGCAUGAUCUGGGACUGCACAUGUAUUGGAUCCGGGAAGGGCAGAAUCAGUUGCACCAUUGCGAAUCGCUGUCAUGAUAACGGGGCCUCAUAUAAGAUCGGAGACACCUGGAGAAGACCCCAUGAAGGAGGCUACAUGCUGGAGUGUGUCUGUCUGGGUAAUGGCAAGGGAGAAUGGACUUGUAAACCUGUAGCUGAGCGUUGCGUUGACCAGUCUGUUGGACGAUCCUACGUUGUUGGGGAGACAUGGGAGAAGCAGUACCAGGGAUGGAUGAUUAUCGACUGCACCUGUCUGGGAGAGGGAAAUGGACUGAUCACAUGCACAUCCAGAAAUCGCUGUAAUGACCAGGAUACUCAGACCUCAUACCGUAUUGGAGACACAUGGACAAAGACAGAUUCUCGUGGCCACCAGCUCCAGUGUCUCUGCACAGGGAACGGCCGUGGGGAGAUGAAGUGUGAACGACAUGCCUCACUUCACACCACCGGCUUAGGCACUGGCUCUCAUUUGGUGACCAACAUCCAGCCUGCAGUCUACCACCCUGUCUCUGUACCAGAGCUCCUGGAGGGACCCUGCAAGACUGACUCAGGCCUAACUUACUUCAAUGGGCAGCGCUGGAUCAAGAACCAGGGAAAUAAAAAGAUGAUCUGUAUCUGCAUGGGAAAUGGAGUAAGCUGCGAUCAGUGGGAUGGACCAGCUCCAGUGUAUGGUGGCAACUCCGGAGGCCUUCCCUGUGUGUUCCCAUUUGUUUACAAGGGGAAAACCUACCACUCCUGUACUUCUGACGGGCGUAGCGAUGGGCAGCUGUGGUGUUCUAUUUCGUCGGACUUUGAGAAAGAGCAGAAAUAUUCUUUCUGUACAGAGAAAAAUGUGGCCGUGAUGACACGAGGUGGUAAUUCAAACGGUGCUCUGUGUCAGUUUCCAUUCAUUUACAAUGGCCGGAACUACACUGACUGUACUUCAGAUGGUCGGCGGGACGGCAUGAAGUGGUGUGGCACCACAACAAACUACGAUGCGGACCAUCGCUUUGGGUUUUGUCCAAUGACGGCGAAUGAAGAAGUGUGCACAACAACCGAGGGUCUGAUGUACCGUGUAGGUGACCAGUGGGACAAGAGACACGAUGUUCUCGGUCACAUGAUGCGUUGUACAUGUGUCGGCAAUGGGAGAGGAGAAUGGAGCUGUGUCGCUUACUCCCAGCUUAAAGAACAUUGUCUUGUGGACGGUGUGACCUAUGAAGUUAACCAGACUUUCACCAAAGAACACGAAGAAGGAUACAUGAUGAACUGCACCUGCUUUGGUCAGGGCCGCGGUCGCUGGAAGUGUGAUGCCAUUGACCAUUGCCAGGACCCAGAAACAAGAACUAUCUACCAGGUUGGAGAAUCUUGGGACAAAGUGAUCCAAGGAGUCAUGUAUAAGUGCAUUUGCUAUGGCAAUGGUGUUGCAGAGCAUGGAUGCGAGCCCCAGCUGUCAUAUCCUGGUGGCCAUCAUCCUGUUCAGGUAAUCAUAGCAGAAUCUGGAGGCCAGCAAAAUUCCCAUCCUGUUCAGUGGAACACACCAGCUUCAGCCCAUAUAACCCAGUACAUCCUAAAAUGGAGAGUGAAAGACACAGCUACCCCAUGGAUGGAGGUUAUCAUUCCUGGCCAUCUUAACUCCUACACCAUCUCUGGACUCAAACCAGGGAUUACAUAUGAGGGCCAGUUGAUCAGCGUGCUGCGGUUUGGACACAGAGAGAUUACUCGCUUUGACUUCACCACUACUUACGGAUCACUUAUUCCAUCAUAUGGAGAAACCACACCUCUACCCCCUGUAGUUGAGAUCUCUGAAUCAGUGACAGAAAUUACCUCCAACAGCUUCGUUGUGUCCUGGGUUUCUGCCUCCGACACAGUGUCUGGUUUCAGAGUGGAGUAUGAGCUGAUUGAACAGGGUCAGGGAACUGGACAACCUUUUGUUUUAGAUUUGCCCCGUUCAGCCACCUCAGUGAACAUUAAUGAGCUUUUGCCAGGGAGGAAAUACAAUGUCAACGUCUAUGAAGUUACAGAUGGAGAGGAAACCAACCUCAUUCUCACUACUUCACAGACAACUGCACCUGAUACCCCGAAGGAACCUGAAGUAGAAGAGGUGGGAGAUACUUCCAUGACGAUCACCUGGGAUAAACCCCUGGCUCCAAUUACUGGAUAUCGCGUUGUCUACGUGCCAUCAGAGGAGGGUGAAAACACAGAGCUGACACUCCCUGAUACAGCAUCAUCUGUGACUCUCAGUGGCCUCCUGCCAGGAAUCCUCUACAACAUCAGCAUCUAUGCUGUGGAAGACAGUCUGGAGAGUGAACCCACCUUUGUUCAAGUUAAAACUACUGGGGAAACACUGCCAGAUAAUGUGAAUUCCCCCUCUGACCUGCAGUUCUUUGAGGUGUCUGACACGAAAAUCGUUCUGACCUGGUCGAGCCCAGUAGCCGGAGACGUGUCGGGUUACCGGGUCACUGUGUCGCAGGUCGAUGAUUCUGACUCUCCUCAGAGCGAGAUGACUCUACCUGUCCAUCAGAACUCCUAUGUUGAAGUAACGCACCUAAAUCCAGGCACACUCUACCGCUUCAGUGUGUACACCAUUUACAACGGGAAGGAGAGCUUGCCACUAAUCGGAGAACACGCCACUAAUCCGGAUGCUCCCACAGACAUUCAUUUCAAUAACAUUACUGAGGACAGUGCAGUGGUUCUGUGGUUUGUACCUCGUGCCAAAAUUACAGGCUACCGUCUCCUCCUGACUGUCGAGGGUUCAAACCCAAAACAGAUUCACCUGCCGGCACAUCUGACACAACACACCCUCCAUAACCUGCAGCCUGACACAGAGUACAAUGUCACCCUUUACUCAGAGCAAGGCAAUACACUGAGUGUUGGAGAGACUGCCAUUUUCACCACAAACUCACGGAUGGGUAACGCCCCUCAGUUUAACACAGAUGUCACAGAUACUUCCAUAGUAAUCUCCUGGUCUCCAGUUCCCCGUAUUGGAUACAAGCUGUCAGUUCGGCCAAGUUUGGGAGGAGAAGCUCCAAGAGAUGUCAUCUCUGAAUCGGGAAGUAUUUAUAUUUCUGGUCUGACUCCUGGAGUGGAAUACACAUACAGCGUCCAGUCGGUUUUUGAUGGUCAAGAACAAGGAACCCCAGUCACACGGCGUGUCGUCACUCCUCUGUCACCUCCUACUGAUCUGAACUUGGAAUCCAACCCAGGAAACAGUGACAUUACCGUCCAGUGGAACAAACCCAACACCCCAGACAUAACAGGCUUCAGAGUGACAUGCACUCCCACCAGCGGGCAGCAAGGAAACAGCAUAGAGGAAUUUGUGGAGGCUGGGCAGAAUUCCUGCACUCUGGAAAACCUGAGUCCCGGGGUGGAGUAUAAUGUCAGUGUCGUCACUUUGAAAGAUGAUAUGGAAAGCUCUCCUGUAUCAACUGUCAUUACCCCAGAGGUUCCACAACUGACCGACUUAACCUUUGAGGGGGUGACUGACACAAGCAUCAGCCUUCGCUGGUCGCCACUCAGCACCACGACCGUCACGGGUUACAAGAUCACGGUGGUUGCAUCAGGCGACAGCAUCCCCAUUUUCGAGGAUAUGGUCAUGCCGAGCUCAGGCCAGUACACAGUGCAUGGACUUGAACCUGGCAUCGACUAUGACAUAAGCGUGACAACAGUAACGGAGCACGGCGAGAGCGAACCCACCACCAUCACUCAACAAACCUCCGUACCAGCCCCCCUUGGUUUGAACUUUGGCGAAGUUGGACCAGACAGUGUCGAGGUCACAUGGGAGUCUCCUCAAGUCCCAAACCCCUCUGACAUUAACACCUUUGUUAUUAGAUACCAUCCCAUCGACAAUGAAGACCAAACUUUAGAAACCACGGUUGGAGGCGAUACGAAUAGUUUGGUUCUGAGGAAUUUGGUGCCUAACACAGAGUAUUUGGUGAGCGUGAUGUGUGUUUAUGAGCAGAGGCAGAGCUCUCCCGUUGUUGGUAUCAUAAAAACAGCUCUGGAUUCCCCAGUUGGCCUACGUUUCUCUGAAAUCACUACCAACACCUUCACUGUACACUGGCAAGCCCCCCGAAGCAGAAUCACUGGUUACCGCAUUCGCUACCAGAUGGUCAGCGGUGGGAGGGCCAAGGAUGAGAGGCUGCCCCCUUCAAGAAACCACUACAUCAUGACUGGCCUUGCUCCGGACACUGACUACUUAGUCAGCAUCUUUGCUGUGAGCGGGGGACAAGAGAGCGUCCCGCUCAGUGGGACACAGAAAACCAUUUCUGAUGCUCCAACUGACCUGGAAGUGCUUGACUCUACCCCCACGAGUAUCACCGUUCGCUGGGCCGCACCACCGGUCACAGUGCGCUACUACAGGAUUACUCAUGGAGAGUCAGGUGGUCACACUAAGGAGUUUACUGUACCUGGGACCAAGUCCACUGCUACAAUCAGUGACCUAAAGCCUGGCACUGAUUACACCAUCACAGUUUAUGCUGUGACAGGCAGAGGAGAUAGUCCUGCUUCCAGCAUUCCCAUCUAUGUUACACAUAGAACUGGAGUGGACUCUCCCUCUGAAAUGCAGGUGACAGAUGUGAAUGACAGCAGCAUUACAGUGAGAUGGAGUCCAGCCCAGGGUCCAAUAAAAGGAUACAAGGUCACCGGGACCCCAAGAUAUGGAGAGGGAGUGUCUUUCACUGAGGUGGUGGCCCCAGAUCAGACUGAGUUUACUUUCUCAGGCCUGCUGCCGACAGCAGAAUAUAUUUUUAGUGUGAAUGCCCUGGGUCAAAACGGUGAAAGCUCUCCUCUAGUGGUGAAUGCUGCUACAAAUGUAGAUCGUCCCAAGGACCUUACCUUUACAGACGUUGGUUCCACUGCCUUACGGAUCACCUGGGAUAGCCCAGAGGGAUUUGUUACGUCCUACCGUGUCUUGUAUUCUAGUUCAGAGGAAGGAGAGAGAGAGCUGUAUCCGGCUCCAAGAGGAGAUGCUGAGUCAGCUGUUAUCCAUGGACUCCAGCCUGGAACUGAAUAUACAGUAAAGGUCAUUGCCGUGCAUGGAGGCACAACCAGUACUCCUCUGAUUGGGACGCAAGCUACAGCUAUCUCUCCUCCUACCAACCUCCAGUUUACUGAGGUUGGCUCAACAUCGUUUACUAUGAGCUGGACUUCGCCUGGUCAGGAAAAUCUGAUAACUGGUCUACCUGGCCUCACUGGGUACCGUGUGGUGGUAAACCCAAAGAAGAAGAGUGGACCCACUAAAGAGAUCAGUGUGGCCCCGGACAGCACGCAGGUCCACAUCCCUGGACUCAUGACUGCAACAACCUAUGAAGUCUAUGUGUAUGCCUUGAAGAACUCUCUCACCAGCAGACCAAUCCAAGGAGAGGUCACCACUCUGGAAAACAUCAGUCCGCCUCGGCGUGUACGUAUAUCUGAAAUUAAAGAUUCCUCCAUCACCCUCACUUGGAGAGCAAAGGCUGAGACAAUCUCUGGGUUCCUGAUUGAAGCCGCGCCCAUCACCGCCUCUUCAGGCUACAUCCCCAUUCAGAGGACCAUCGGCCCUGAAUCCCGCAAGUACAUUCUGGAAGGUCUGGAGCCUGGCACUACUUACAAGGUUAACCUCUACACGCUGAAGGGCAACGGACGAAGCUCGCCUUUUGAACUCACUGCUUCCACAGCUCAACCAACAGUUAUCCCACCCACCAACAUUCGCUUUACCUCACUGAAUCCUACCAGCAUCUCCUUUAUGUGGGAGCCAUCACUCAGUCCCAGGAUCACCGGCUACUAUGUCACUUAUGAGGAGGCUGGGGGUUUGCCUCAAGAGCUCAUUCCUAGACCUCAUGCAGGCCAGAGCUCCGCCACCAUCAAUGGUCUUAAACCAGGAACGGAAUAUGUUAUUAACAUUGUAGCACUGCAGAACAUUUUGAGAAGCAAACCGCUUGUGGGCAAAGCCAGAACGCAACCAGCCAGUCAUCACAUUUUGGUACCUGAACUGCCGCAACUUGCUGUUCCUCAUCGGCCCACCAUUGACAUUCUUGAUGUUCCAGAGCGCUUCAAUGACAAAAUUUUUGACUCAAACACCGUCCACUUGGCCGGCACAAGUGGACAGACCCAACCGGACCAGCAUGGUCAGCACAUUUAUACAGAGUACCAGAACUUGGGCCCAAAUGUUGGACUUCCUAGUCCCUAUGGUGGACCCAAGGAAGGCCAGAGACCAACUCUCAGAGAGCCCCUGAUUUAUAUUCCUGUAGCUGGUCCUGAUGGAAACCGAGUACCCCUGGUGUACGAAACCCCUUUGCCUGGUCUAGCUUUUGGUUUCCCUGACAACGAAACAGAGCUUCCCCAAGAAGCAAAGACCAUGACGACCAUUUCAUGGCAGCCUGUCCCUGAAACCACAGAAUAUGAAGUGUCCUGUAACCCCUUAACAGAUCUGGAAGAAGGAGGCCUUCAGAUGCGUCUUCCAGGCACCUCCAACAGCGCCACGCUGAUCGGACUGACGUCUGGUGCGUCCUACAAUGUUGUUGUCGAAGCCGUAACUGAUGGAGACAAACAGAAAGUUCUGGAAGAAGUCGUCACUGUUGGAAAUGCAGUUCCAGAUGACCUUCCUGUUACCCCCAGAGGAGACGUGUGCUACGAUACAUUUACACACACUUACCAUGAAGUGGGCUCUGAGUGGGAGCGCAUGUCUGAGACUGGCUUCAAGCUGUGGUGCCGAUGCAUGGGGCUCGGCAGUGGUCACUUUAGGUGUGAUUCAUCCAAGUGGUGUCAUGACAACGGCAAUAAUUACCGCAUUGGAGAAAAGUGGGAUCGCCGUGCUGAGAACGGUCAUAUGAUGAGCUGCACCUGCCUGGGCAACGGCAAAGGAGAAUUCAAAUGCGAACCACAUGAGUCAACUUGUUAUGAUGACGGAAAAAUGUACCAGAUUGGAAGCCAGUGGCAGAAGGACUACAUGGGUGCUAUCUGUACAUGUACAUGCUAUGGAGGACAACAGGGUUGGCGAUGCGAGAACUGCAGAAGGCCUGGAGGACAAACCAACGUGGAAGCUGAGGUUUUGCAGCCGGGUGGCUUAGAUGCCUUCCAACGCUACAGAGAAAAUGCUCUACGUAAACUGAACAUCCACUGUCCGGUUGAAUGUUUCGAUCCAGAGCUGCUGGCAGAUGCUCAGAGCAACUUAGAGUAGAAGAGGAGUGAAAGGAAGGAGGAAUAUUGAAAUUAUUUCAUCACUUCAAGAAGGACAUUUCCUCCUGGAGCCUCAAAACCGGACAUUUCCAUCACAUUUGUGCCUUAAAUAUGUCACCGCACCUACAUUUAGUGCCUUAAUGAACUCUGUGCCUUAUCAAACAUAUAGAGAGAGUUUAGAUUCUCUUAUUUUUGGCAAAAAAAGAGAAAACUUUCUUUUUUUUUCAGUGGACAAUUUUCUAAUUAUUUUUUUUUUUCUCAUAGCACAAAUCCUCCUGCAGCGUCACCUUACACAUGCAUUCACCAAUCAUACUGUUCUGCACACAGCUACACAAGGGGGUUGGGGGGAUUUUUUUAAACACAUUUUUAUGUAUUUUUUCCUCCUUCAAUAAAAAAUAAUAGUUGGAAAUCAGUUAAAACUGGGAACAAAAUAUUUUAAUAUUUGCGCAAUUUGCUUUUAUUUGUUUUGUGUCACCAAAGGCAGUUUGUAUUCAGAAGAAUACAAAGCAUUUUUUUAUUUCUUAAAUAUUUCCAAAGCAAAUGAAUCUUUAUUCAAUGAAAGCCAUAAAGUAUUUUAUUGUUUCUUUCAGGUGUCUCAUUUUUCUGUUCUGUGGUCAGUGUGCUGUUUUUGCAGUGAGCAGCUUUAAGAUUAGUUUGCCUUCUCUGUUUUUAAAUAAAAAGAAAAAGUGAACACUACAAAGCUUCCUUUUAAAGAAAUAAGCACUGUUGCAUUUGAUGUGGUAUUUACCAGCUGUUUCUACUGUGUACAUUUUUAUUUUAAUUCGGCAGAUGUAGGCAUCAUCUGUAGAUUCUAGUUUGUAUUUUCUAACAUAGGAAAACAUAAAAUCUUUUCAAACGAUUCUAAAACUCAAAGCUUCCUGACCAAAAAGUUUAAAAGUUGAUCAAUUUGCAAUAUUUUCAGAUGGAAUUAGGUUAGGUAACAUUUUUGUAUUUUUUAAGUUUUGACUUCUAUUUAUCCCUCUUCACUUAGGUAUUUUGCUCAGUGCUGUUUUUGGGGUGUAAACUUUAUUUUUAUGAACUGUAUUUUUUUUUUUUUUUUUGAGAAUGUUGUUGCCAGACUGAACUACCGUGGAUGGAAUCUUUUUAAUAAAUUCAAAAGGAAA